Aspergillus alliaceus is the source of this 652-nucleotide messenger RNA. RefSeq lists its product as uncharacterized. The record is from RefSeq and is a predicted model, not a curated record. The transcript has a single exon. Lineage: Eukaryota; Fungi; Ascomycota; Eurotiomycetes; Eurotiales; Aspergillaceae. The coding region runs from base 198 to 581 and encodes 127 amino acids.
CAGUUCGAAGUAAUGGUGGCAGAAAGAAGGUCCAAGUGGACUAACACCGCUACUUGUACCAGCACCUAUAGGAAGGAAAUGCUCCCCGUACCUUUCUUAUCUCAUGUCUCUCUAUUAAAGACCUCCGCCAGACGAGGGGGGUUACACCCCAUCAGCUUGAGCAAUUAUUGUGCCUACCUCGAUUGAAAAGAGUUUCAAUGAUAUACUGCGACGGGGACUCGGAAGGGUACCCGCGGUUUGAUCUGCCUGCGGGAAGCUUGAAUACCAAGGAGCUCUGUUUUUACCCGUUCUCCAUAUAUACGAAGCGUCUGGGGAACCUUGUCGGCGCGUGCAAAGGGCUGAAGGAAUUUGCGUACACAGCCUCCUCAACUACUCGUCCCAGUUCACACUGUUUCAAAGUCUCGGAGCUACUCACAAUCUUGGAAUCCCAAAGAGAGAGCCUCGAGAUAAUGCGCAUCUAUCUAAAUGCCUUAUUCCCGGCUUUCGGCUCCUGGGAAGACCGCCCGAAGUUCGGCCCCUUCGUGGAAUUUAUCCCGCUUCAAACAUUUGGAGGCAGAGCAAGGCCUUUUCCUGACGUUUGACGAGCUUCCACCCUCAGUGAAGAACAUCACAAUGAGCCUCUGCGAGUAUCCAGUAUUCAACAUGCUCAGAG